Molecule: messenger RNA, 2901 nt
Organism: Dothidotthia symphoricarpi CBS 119687
Lineage: Eukaryota; Fungi; Ascomycota; Dothideomycetes; Pleosporales; Dothidotthiaceae
Exons: 4
Coding region: 396-2609 (737 amino acids)
Biological process (GO): regulation of DNA-templated transcription; DNA-templated transcription
Molecular function (GO): DNA-binding transcription factor activity, RNA polymerase II-specific; zinc ion binding; DNA binding
Source: RefSeq, a predicted model, not a curated record
CCCUUUGAGAUGCAGAAGCAGUGCAGCUAUCCUACGACUACUGCGGCCAGCUUCACAGACGAUUGCGACUUGCUGAAUCGCAGGGUGCAAAGUUUGUGUUGGAAAAGGGUCAAUGUAACUCGACGUCGUGACGUACCCUCUUUAUGUAAAGCAAAGAGGCUCGCACGCGCAACACCACGACUCAUCGCCAACUCCGGGACCGUUACUGGAUGGCAUGGCUGAUAUAGGACCAUCGCCAGCCCUUGAAUUCCCCCCACCGUGUAAGAAGCCCCGUUGCAUCGUGCCCGGGCCGGCAGCUCCCGAGUGCCAUUGGAUUGCGACUGCACAUGCAGGCGAGUGAGUAGACCUUGUCAGACCGUCUUGCACCGUCAUCACGGGAGAACCUCGUAGCGAGAAUGUCGUACCCUCCACCGACCCGCGACGACUACGCAUCCGUCUACCGGACGGGCGACAAUGGCCAGCUGCUCGACGGCCCGCAGGCCUACACCAAGCUCGAGAACAUCAACGAGGCGCUGCAGGCCCAGCAGGCGCUGCAGAACCACGGCCUGAGCCCGCACGCGUCGCAGCCCCAGCACCUGCCCGCGACGCCGCAGCAGCUCAAGCCCAACCGCCUGCGCAAGGCCUGCGACUCGUGCAGCAUCCGCAAAGUGAAGUGCGACGAGUCGGGCCCACCAUGUCGCGCCUGCGUCGCCCUCGAGAUCCCAUGUACCUUUGAUCGCCCGAGCAGACGCCGCGGCCCGCCCAACAGACACGCCGAAGCCAUCAAGCGGCGCCGCAUCGACGACGAUGCCAACUCGGGCCACUCGUCGCCGCACUCGCCCACCAAUGCCGCCCACGCGCUGGCGCAGCUGCAGUCGUCGCAUCCCGCCCAGCUCUCGGCCGAGGCCAUCUGCCCGCUGCCCACCAUGAACGCCCUCAUCGACGACUUCUUCAUGUACAUCCACCCGCUGUGCCCCUUCCCGCACGAGCCGUCGUUCCGCGAGGCCUGGGAGCGCCGCGAGGACUACUCGAACCCCGCCUUCCUGGCCCUGCUCGCCUCGAUGAUUGCCGCUCUGGUGUCGUCGUUCCCGCGCAAGCCGCGCCUGCACCUCAAGGCCCAGAUGCGCCACGAGUACACGUCGCACAUGGCCCUCGUCGACAAGUGCCGCGAAGUGUGCGCCCAGGCACGCGGCCCGGGCUACCUCGACAAGCCCUCGCUGAACGUCUACGACGCAUGCACGAGCUACUUCCUGGGCCUGACGGGCGCCUACGUCUUCCAAUGGCGCCAGCUACGUGUCUACUUUGCCGAAACCAUGUCCAUUAUCCGCUCGCUGGGGCUGCACAGGUCAGCGGAUCGAGGCUACGGUGGCACCCCUGGGUCUUGGGGCGGGUCGAACUACGAUACCUCGAGGGAUCUCAAGCUGGACCACAUCACCGAGGAGAUUGGACGGCGAGUCUUUUGGACCGUGUUUGUGGGAGCACGGACGAUGCAGCAGCUUGGCUCCUCGUUUGCAGAUUUGGUCAUUGCACCUCCCACACCCGCCGAGCCGCUACCUCCCCUACCCGUCGAGGUCGACGAUGUCCACAUCUUCCCGCACGCAAUCGAACACCAGCGGCAAACGGGCGUUUCUCUGUUGACAGGAUUUGUCCUGAACGUCAAGGUUUAUCUGUCGUAUUCUACGCUUUCCACAGCAGAAAUGGCCUUUGGGCUGGACGAGAUGUUCGACUGGGAGCGGCAACAGCGCAUACUCGAGCUGAGUCUGCAGCGCUGUAGACAAAUCCUGGACAUCAUGCCGGAAAUCCUCAGAGUGCGAUCAAAAGCCGGACGAGAUAUUGGGAUUUCGCAACAGCCCUACUAUCCGCCCAUGCCAGAGUACUCAAGCUUGAGAGAUCCUGCGAUGAACAGCUACAACGACAUGGAGGUCAUGGACAUGCGCCGCUACGAAAUCCAGAAGGCGAACAUCUAUGCCAGCCAUCUCGCCACUCGCUCAUACCUGGUGGAGAAGUAUUUCCUGCUCCUAGAAAAGCACAACGCCAAAUCGCAAACGGGACACCAUAGUUCGCCCAGCAUAUUGGCAGUUGGACUAGACCGGUUCCUGUCCAAUUCGUCGGUGGACAUGGAAGCACUUGAGAAGACAAUGGCAAACGAGCGCGAGCAAGUCGUCAAAGACCUACUCGUGGUACUCGGCAGCAUUGACAUGGUGAACAUGGAGCCCAGUGGUGACUCGUUCGUAAGUCUCCGCUCCCACUCCCUCGACUCUGACUUCCUGUACGACGUCGACGACCACCUCUCCCUCUCGUGUCCAACACACUUCUUCUUCCGUCCGCACGCCCUCAGUCCGAUCGCAAGCUUACGUUUUGUGCCGACACAGACUCAGAAGAUUCGUUCGAUCGCGAGCACACUGCUCGAAGUUCCCAAAGAGAGAAAGGGCAGCGUCGCCCUGCAGCAUCAGGACUAUCUUUACAAGUUUCUGGAUAUCCUGAGCAGGCUGGAGAGAGUCAGUCCUGAGGCUGGGGAGGGUAGCGCGGGGGUCGUCGACGAAGAGACGGAGUUGAGGCUUUGGGCGGAUCUGAGGGACCAUCAAUUGAAGUUCCAGGAGCAAGGCGGUGUUUAUGGCUUUGGGAAUUAGCAAGCCACGUUACAAGUCGGCCAUGAAGUUCUUGCAAAAUCGCUUCGCCCCAAGGUAACACGCAUAACACGCAUAACACGCAUACAUAGAGGUUCGAGAUUCGCUUCCACACCAUCCGCUCUCGAUACAUGGCGAUGGUCUUCCUAGCGCGAAAAAACAGCUAGCUUGUUCAUAUCUACACAUUUGCUCGGCGCACAUGGGAUGGGGAUUGGGGAAAUGCAUGUUCGGUUAUAGGUGUUCUGUUUGGGAGGAUGGAGAGCAUGAGGGCAUAUAAAUCGGAUUCACGCAUCGG